AUGGCAGUUGAUAGAUCACACAGAUUCGCCCGUAAGACUGGUAGAAAGACCCUCGUCAGCAAGAACCCAUACCUUUCUCUCUUGGUCAAGUUAUACAAAUUCCUUGCCCGUAGAACUGGUUCAAAGUUCAACAAGAUCGUCUUGAGAAGACUCAUCCAAACCAGAUCCAACAAGAUCGCUGUUUCUAUCUCCAGAAUCGCCAAUGCCAUGAAGGACAGAAAGGCCGGUAAGAUCGCCGUUGUUGUUGGUUCAGUUGUCAACGACGAGAGACUUUUGGAUGUCCCAGCCUUGACCGUUGUCGCCCUCAAGUUCUCAGAGUCUGUCCGUGCCCGUAUUGUUAAGGCCGGUGGUAAGGCUUUGACUUUUGAUCAAUUCGCCCUCAUCAGACCACGUGGUAACAACACUUUCCUCCUCAAGGGUGUUGUCAAGGCCAGAACUGUCUACAAACACUUCGGUCGUGCUCCAGGUCUCCCAGGAAGCACUGCUCGUCCAUACGUCAGAGCACAAGGAAGAAAGUUCGAACAAGCCCGUACCUUUGCCAAUACCAAAUAA
Messenger RNA from Heterostelium album PN500, 552 nucleotides. It is a transcript of the gene rpl18, whose product is annotated as S60 ribosomal protein L18. Gene Ontology annotation, cellular component: cytosolic large ribosomal subunit; ribosome. Gene Ontology annotation, molecular function: RNA binding; structural constituent of ribosome. The record is from RefSeq and is a predicted model, not a curated record. Gene Ontology annotation, biological process: translation. NCBI's taxonomy places the organism in Eukaryota, Evosea, Eumycetozoa, Acytosteliales, Acytosteliaceae. The coding region runs from base 1 to 552 and encodes 183 amino acids. The transcript has 3 exons.